Cimex lectularius (bed bug) is the source of this 711-nucleotide messenger RNA. It is a transcript of the gene dUTPase, whose product is annotated as deoxyuridine 5'-triphosphate nucleotidohydrolase. The coding region runs from base 145 to 585 and encodes 146 amino acids. The transcript has 4 exons. Gene Ontology annotation, biological process: dUTP catabolic process; dUMP biosynthetic process. Gene Ontology annotation, molecular function: dUTP diphosphatase activity; magnesium ion binding. The record is from RefSeq and is a predicted model, not a curated record. NCBI's taxonomy places the organism in Eukaryota, Metazoa, Arthropoda, Insecta, Hemiptera, Cimicidae.
GCGCAAAAGCGCGCUCGUUAAGUUCAGAUUUGUGUAGUCUUCCUUUCGUCAGUUCCUCUAUAAUCUUACUAAGAACAACCCAAAGCACCAAAGUCCCUAGCUUUUUCAGACUUAAAUAAGUUUUGUACAAAUCCAAGAUUCACUAUGCCGGGAGAGAAAGCCGUUCUCAGAUACAUCAAGCUCACCGAAAAGGCCUUUGCUCCGGUUAUCGGGUCUCAGAAAGCGGCCGGCUUCGAUCUGAGAAGCGCGUAUGACUACGUGAUUCCGGCGAGGGGCAAGGGGUUGGUCAAGACGGAUCUGCAGAUCGACCUACCUGAGGGCUGCUACGGCAGAAUCGCCCCACGAUCAGGGUUGGCCUGGAAAAAUCACAUAGACGUCGGAGCUGGAGUCAUCGAUGCUGAUUAUAGAGGGAAUGUUGGUGUCGUUCUGUUCAACCAUGGUUCUGAAGAUUUCCAUGUUAAGGAAGGCGAUAGGAUUGCACAACUGAUCUGUGAAAAAAUUUUCUACCCUUCACUUCAAGAAGUGGAGGAGAUUAAAGAAACUGAAAGAGGCACUGGUGGAUUUGGGUCGACAGGUGUAAACUAGUUUAUUUAAGAAUCUUUAACCUUUGUGAUUGCAUUUUUUAUUGAUUGUUAUUAUCAUCCUCUAAUAUUUGUACAUUGAUGUAUUGUUCUUUGAUAUAAAUACAAAAUGGUUUUUGAUUAGUGUUAA